Molecule: messenger RNA, 2186 nt
Organism: Kogia breviceps (pygmy sperm whale)
Lineage: Eukaryota; Metazoa; Chordata; Mammalia; Artiodactyla; Physeteridae
Gene: PKNOX1
Product: PBX/knotted 1 homeobox 1
Biological process (GO): regulation of transcription by RNA polymerase II; angiogenesis
Molecular function (GO): RNA polymerase II cis-regulatory region sequence-specific DNA binding
Source: RefSeq, a predicted model, not a curated record
GUCGGCGUCGCCCUCCUCCCAUUGAGCGAGGCUGUGUCGCGUGGCCCAGCGUCGGCGUGACGGUUGGACGCGGGCGCGGCACUGCGGGUCCCGAUUGCUGCAGCCGCUUGUCAGUGUGAUGAAGAUUGGCACCCAGGCCGCAGAACCCGCUCCCCACCAUCGACUCCACCUCGGGACAUGCGGCUCUGCCCUGCCGGUGGCUCAGACACCGCUUGCUUUUGACUCAAGAUGAUUUGAUGUUUUAUAAAGAACUCACUCACCAUGAUGGCGACACAGACGCUGAGCAUAGACGGCUAUCAAGACGGGCAACAAAUGCAAGUAGUAACAGAGUUAAAAACGGAGCAAGACCCCACCUGCUCUGAACCAGAUGUGGAAGGAGUGAGCCCUCCCCCUGUGGGGUCCCAGACCCCGAUGGACGCAGACAAGCAGGCCAUUUAUAGGCAUCCACUGUUUCCAUUAUUAGCUUUGUUGUUUGAAAAAUGUGAACAAUCUACACAGGGCUCGGAAGGCACAACUUCUGCCAGUUUUGAUGUGGACAUUGAGAACUUUGUAAGGAAGCAAGAGAAGGAAGGAAAGCCCUUCUUUUGUGAAGAUCCAGAAACUGACAAUUUAAUGGUAAAAGCAAUCCAGGUUCUGCGUAUUCACCUUCUUGAGCUGGAAAAGGUUAAUGAACUCUGCAAAGAUUUCUGCAGUCGCUAUAUUGCUUGUCUGAAAACGAAAAUGAACAGUGAAACUCUCCUGAGCGGGGAACCCGGCAGCCCGUACUCCCCCGUCCCGUCCCAGCCGAUUCAAAGCGCCAUCACAGGCGCUCUCAGCCCCCAAGGAAUCGUGGUGCCAGCGUCCGCUCUGCAGCAGGGGAACGUCACCAUGGCAACAGUGGCAGGGGGCGCGGUCUACCAGCCGGUCACAGUCGUCACCCCCCAAGGCCAGGUCGUGACACAGGCGCUGUCGCCCGGAACGAUCCGGAUCCAGAACUCCCAGCUUCAGUUACAGUUAAACCAGGAUCUCAGCAUCUUGCAUCAAGAUGACGGCUCAUCUAAGAACAAGAGGGGGGUCCUGCCGAAGCACGCCACCAAUGUGAUGAGGUCCUGGCUCUUCCAGCACAUCGGGCAUCCCUACCCGACAGAAGAUGAGAAAAAACAGAUUGCUGCUCAGACGAAUUUGACACUACUCCAAGUUAACAACUGGUUCAUCAAUGCGAGAAGACGAAUCCUGCAGCCCAUGUUGGAUUCUAGUUGCUCAGAAACUCCAAAAACAAAGAAGAAAACUGCUCAGAACAGACCCGUCCAGAGGUUUUGGCCCGAUUCCAUCGCCUCAGGAGCCGCACAGCCAGCCGCCAGCGAGCUGACCGUGUCCGAAGGAGCCGUCGUGACCAUCACCGCGCCCGUGAGCAUGAACGUGGACGGCCUGCAGUCCCUGUCGUCGGACGGGGCCACGCUGGCGGUCCAGCAGGUGAUGAUGGCCGAGCAGAGCGAGGACGACUCGGUGGACAGCACGGGGGACGGCGGCGCGGCGCUGGCGGCCGGCCCCCUGCGCGGGCUGGCGCUGGAGAGCAGCGACUCCCUGCAGUAGGGCCGCCCGCCCCGCGCUUCGUGGUGGGCGCGGCAAACCCCUUACACAGUUUUAUUGCUAGUAUGUUUUAUAUGUAGGCAUAGAAGAGUGCACUUUUGUAUUUCCUAGUAAGCUUCCAGGGCGUCUUUGCUGGGGCAGCGACUUCUUUCAAGGUGUGUGCGUGCGUGUGUGUGUGUGUGUGUGUGCGCGCGUGUGUGUGUUUUUAAGGAAAUUCUUUCAAGGUUUAACGCUAAAAGUAUGUUGAGUGACAGAUCCUCUCCCCCGCCCCCCGAACCCCUGACUGAUUAAGGAAUAGUGCUGCCGUUUUCUAAAAAAUUAUGCAGUUUAAAUUUAGUUCUGUGGUGAAAGCAGGUCUCAGUGGGCUGAUUUAUCUGUGGAGCCCGUGGAUUAGGAAGAAGCUUCUGCCGCUGAAAAGUGCCAGUGCGGGGCGGACGACAACACACAGCGAUAAACCGCGUGUGACCUGGUGGCGGGUGUGCGGCGGGUUAAAUGUGCUUCCGUUCUCUCGGGUUCCGUGAGCCUGUGUCAUUUGCUAUAUGUGAAAAGAAACUCCUAUUUUUACCUUGCUGGAAUUAUUGGAUAAAAAGCUAUUUUUAUAAAUUCGUUAUGAAUUG